Molecule: messenger RNA, 3292 nt
Organism: Lagenorhynchus albirostris (white-beaked dolphin)
Lineage: Eukaryota; Metazoa; Chordata; Mammalia; Artiodactyla; Delphinidae
Gene: RAB6A
Product: RAB6A, member RAS oncogene family
Exons: 10
Coding region: 773-1300 (175 amino acids)
Molecular function (GO): GTP binding; GTPase activity
Source: RefSeq, a predicted model, not a curated record
GGCUGGCUGGGCGGCAGGCUCGCGCCCGGGCUCGCCCCGCGCCGCGCCGCGCCACAGGCUCGCGCACUCAGCAGGUUGGGCUGCGGUGGCUGCAGCUGUGGAGCUGGAACGCUACGUGUGAGAGGUCCCAGACACGUCUGCGGCUCCGGCUCCGCCACCCUCGCCUCAGUCUCGGUGCCGGGUGCUGAGAGGGGAACAGCUCUAGCCUCGGGACCCCCGAGCACACCCCUGGCUGCUUCCGACACCGCCCUCCUUCCUUUCCCAGCUGCGGGCCUCGCUCGGUGCUAGGCGACUCCGAGUAGAGGCGGCGGCGACGGCUGCCUGUCUGUGAGAGGAGCCUUGUUCUCCAGCCUUGCUCCGCUGCCGGGCCCUGCAGGGGCCGAGAGAGCUCGGCGCCGACCCUUCCUCUAUCCUCCCCGUGAACCGGUUGGAGCGGCGUCGGUCUGGGAGGUCUCUGGGCUGAGGCGGCGGCAGCUCCUCCGGCUCCAUCAUGUCCGCGGGCGGAGACUUCGGGAAUCCGCUGAGGAAAUUCAAGCUGGUGUUCCUGGGGGAGCAGAGCGAAUUUUUUCAUUUGUGCCUGGUUAUGGCUUGAAGUGUGUUCUUCCCAAAUUCGUAUGUUGAAGUUUAACCUCUAGUACCUCAGAUGCAACUGGUUAAGAAUUGCAUCACCUAGAUGAGACAUCUUGGCUGUGAUAUUGCAGUGAGUUUUGCUUGCAGCUGAGCUUUUUCGCUAUGGUCCCUAGUUGGAAAGACAUCACUGAUUACCAGAUUCAUGUAUGACAGUUUUGACAACACCUAUCAGGCAACAAUUGGUAUUGACUUUUUAUCAAAAACAAUGUACUUAGAGGAUCGAACAGUACGAUUGCAAUUAUGGGACACAGCAGGUCAAGAGCGGUUCAGGAGCUUGAUUCCUAGCUACAUUCGUGACUCCACUGUGGCAGUUGUUGUUUAUGAUAUCACAAAUGUUAACUCAUUCCAGCAAACUACAAAGUGGAUUGAUGAUGUCAGAACAGAAAGAGGAAGUGAUGUUAUCAUCAUGCUAGUAGGAAAUAAAACAGAUCUUGCUGACAAGAGGCAAGUGUCAAUUGAGGAAGGAGAGAGGAAAGCCAAAGAGCUGAAUGUUAUGUUUAUUGAAACUAGUGCAAAAGCAGGAUAUAAUGUAAAGCAGCUCUUCCGACGUGUUGCAGCAGCUCUACCUGGAAUGGAAAGCACACAGGACAGAAGCAGAGAAGACAUGAUUGACAUAAAACUGGAAAAGCCUCAGGAGCAACCAGUCAGCGAAGGAGGCUGUUCCUGCUAAUCCCCCAUGGCAUCUUCAACUUUCCUCCAGAAGCUCACUGCUUUGGCCCCCUUACCCUUUCAUUGACUGCAGUGUGAAUAUUGGCUUGAACCUUUUCCCUUCAGUAAUAACGUAUUGCAAUUCAGCAUUGCUGCCUGUCUCUUGGAGAUGAUCUAUUAGCUUCACAAGCACAAAAAAGUCAGUGUCUUCAUUAUUUAUAUUUUACAAAAAGCCAAACAAUUGCAGCAUAUUCCAGUGGUAACUUUAAAAAUUAGAUACAUUUUCUUAACAUUUUUGUUUCCUUUUUAAUGUUAUGAGAAUGUACUUCAAAAUGAUGGAAAUCUCAACAGUAUGUGACUUGGUUAAGGAGCAGUUGUUCACAGCAGCACUUGCCUACCUACUUGAUCUCUCCCUGCUUUACUUGCUUGUUCUUUACCCCAUUUCCUAUUCCAGUCCUUCCUCCAUCAAAACAAACAAGAGGGGGCAAAGCAGUAGUCAGACCAAGCCCAUUGGAAUUAUCCUUCAGUUUUAGCAAUACCACUUGUCUCAAGAUAUCCAAAAUUAUUCUUAAGCACUGAUAUAAAUUAGUUAGACCUUAAUUGAGGUCAAAACUCAACUAUCAUGGUAGGCAGUGCUGGAAUAAGGAAAAGGUUCUGGUGUGUCUUCAGAAUGAGUCCUAAUGAACAUACUGAGUACUUACAAGUAAAUGAACAUAAAAUAUAUUUCUGACCAAAACAAAUGAUUCUUUCACAUGUUAGACUCCGGGAGAGAAAAGUAAAAGUGCUUCAGAACAGGUUUUAAAUAUUUAAUUCUUCUAAGAUCUAUUUCUUCCAGGAUUUUAAAUUUGUCAAAAUCGAGUUCUUCUGUUUGUUUAAAAAACAAAACUAAACUUUUUUAGGCAAUAGAUUUCUCUUGGGUUUUCUUUUUCUGUCUUCCUUUUCUUUCUUUCCUUCUUUCUUCCUUCCUUUCUUUCUUCCUUUUUUUUGAAAUGCUGUGCAGGCAAGGCACUGUAGUAAUCAAAUUCCUUUAAGAAGAACCAGUGGAAGAAUUUAAAUUUGGCACUUUGAUCGAAACUACUGUAACUAGUAGAAACAAUGAUAUCUAAACCUUACCAACUAAAGAAUCCUCAAGAGAAUAGCAAAUACUUUGCCCAGGACAAUUGAGGUCAAAUUGAAAGUGGAAACAGUUUUCUUAUAAGCCCUAGAGGCAGAUCUGAAAAAGCAUACAUAGAAGAGGGAAAGGAGAGAAUGAAAAUAAAACUUAAUAUGCAGAUUUAUGCCUUAUUUUUCAGCAUUUUUUUAUGUUCUCUCAAUCCAGUUUUGCUUUUUAUUAGAUCUGUAUAGUUUGCUUAAUUCACUAGUGAUUUAAUUUUAUAUUUAAGCUACAAUUAAUCUUUUUUCUUUGGUGAUAUUUAUUUCUUUGCCUUUUUUAAAACUACUUUCAAUUUUUAGAUAUUUUAUUUAGAGCUUCAUAACAAUGGCAAUAUGUAUUUCCCUUAAAACACUGCAAACAAAUAUACUAGGAGUGCACCAUUUUAAUCUUUACUAGUUAUUGUGAGAUUGCUGUGUAAGUUAAUAAAUACAUUUGUAAAUACAUUGUUUGCAAGAAGAAAAUUUCUGAGUUACAGCUCAGGAAAAGCCUGCUGAAUUUAUGUUGUAAGCAUUACUUAACACAGUAUAAGGAUGAAAAGGCAACAAAAAUAUCUUCAUACUUCCUCAUCCCCUCAUUGCAACAAAACCCUUAACUGGGAGAACCUUAUUCCUUCCCCUCUUCCUCCUCCACUUCCCACUUAUUGUCCAACCUUAUAAUAUUCAGAGAGCACUUGGAUUAUGGGUCUGAAUAGAGAAAUGCUUUCAGAUAAUCAUUAGCCCACAUACCCCAGUAACUUGUACUCAAAGAUGGGAUGGAGUUGUAAAGUGCUUUUAUAAUACAAUAUUAUUGUUAAAGGCAAGGGUUGACUCUUUUGUUUUAUUUUGACAUGGCAUGUCCUGAAAUAAAUAUCAAUUCAAUAUG